CAUAUUCACUCAUUUAUUUAGUUAGGAAAAAGUAGUCGGAUUUAAAAUGCGAACCUAUUUGUCUGUCCCAGUGUUGUUAGGGCUGGUUUGCUUAGUGGAGCUACGUUCAAGCCGUGUAGCGAACUUGCCUAAACCGGAUGGGCGAAUUGUUGGGGGAUAUGCAGUGAAUAACAUCAGCCAGUUUCCUUUUCAAAUAUCACUACAGUUAUAUGGGUCCCACAUAUGUGGCGGUUCCUUAAUCAGUGAAGAAUGGGUGUUAACAGCAGCGCACUGUACUGUUGACUUCACGGCACCAGGGCUAAGUAUUCGGAUAGGAUCUCUACGUACUAACUCUGGAGGUGUGGUGGCUAAAGUGCUUAGAAUAAGUGAACAUCCGCAAUACAAUGAUACAAUUGCUGAUUACGACUUUUCGUUGCUGCAACUAAGGCCAUGGUCGUCCAAAGGAGUUGUGCACGCACCAGUCCGACUUCCGAAGCGAGGGGCAGAUGUUGCUGAUGGAACCAUAUUGACAACAUCUGGCUGGGGAAAUACGCAAAAUUCGUCGAUUUCGUCCGCAUCACUGCGUGCAGUUGAUGUACCGAAAUACAAUCAGGAAGAAUGCAAUCGGGCCUAUUCUCGAUUUGGUGGUAUAACAGCACGUAUGAUUUGCGCUGGCUAUGCACAAGGAGGUAAAGACUCUUGCCAAGGUGACUCAGGUGGACCACUCACAUUAAACGGAACUAUUGUUGGAGUUGUUUCCUGGGGAUAUGGAUGUGCUCAGCGUGGAUAUCCAGGAGUUUACGCCCGUGUAGCAUCUGCUCGAGAUUGGAUAACAUCUGUAACUGGAUUGUGAACGCAUAUAUA
Messenger RNA from Hermetia illucens (black soldier fly), 843 nucleotides. Its product is annotated as trypsin-1-like. The transcript has a single exon. The coding region runs from base 47 to 832 and encodes 261 amino acids. Lineage: Eukaryota; Metazoa; Arthropoda; Insecta; Diptera; Stratiomyidae. The record is from RefSeq and is a predicted model, not a curated record. Gene Ontology annotation, biological process: proteolysis. Gene Ontology annotation, molecular function: serine-type endopeptidase activity.